Monosiga brevicollis MX1 is the source of this 1653-nucleotide messenger RNA. RefSeq lists its product as uncharacterized. The transcript has a single exon. Lineage: Eukaryota; Choanoflagellata; Craspedida; Salpingoecidae. Bases 1 to 1653 code for a protein of 550 amino acids. The record is from RefSeq and is a predicted model, not a curated record.
AUGCGAGAGGCAAGAAGAAGAAGAGCGGCUUGGCGCUGGUCUCCACUGCUCUCAGUUCUUUCGGUGCUAGUUCAAACUGCCGUGCACGUCAAUGCUUCAUGCUCACCGACACCGUAUGACUUGACGCCGACUGGAAUAUCGCGUCCCAACGGAGAUGUGUUUGCGAAUAACGAUCAUGUGAAUGUGAGAACAACUAGCGGAAUCACGAUCAACAUUCACUUUGAACAAAAGUGCAAAAAUAACGAUAAGCAUGAAUGUGCUGGUGCAAAACAUCAGAUUGCCUCAUACAUCGGGAGUCAGACCGUGCCAUGGGAGCUGUUUGGAUUGAACGGAGGAGAUUGUGUUGCAUGGGUUCAGCUUGCAGACUACAACGAACAUUAUGGAGAAUGCGGUGAGCCAGCAUACUGCAUCCCAGAAGAAGUGUCCACAACUUUUGCGGCAACGAGUACAAGCGAUCUUAUCUUUCGCAGUUGCACACCGCCCAUCGAGUACGGCGUAUCGGCGCUCGGCAUUACCUUGCCCGACGGUGAGGUGUUUCAAGACGGUGACCUGGUCAACGUCAAGGUCGUGCAAGGCCCGGCCACGCCGGUGCAGCUGAGGACACAGUGCAUUACAAGCAGCACGACGCAGUGUGCUGGGGUUCGACAUGCUGGGGCUCAGUACAUUGGUCAGAGCUUCAUGCCUUGGAGCGUGUUUGAUCUCGAUGACGAUGCGUGCAUUCAAUGGAUUGACAUUCAUGGGCAUGGGUUUGAGACUCAGUAUGAUAUCAAAGACUGUGAAUCAUUGUGUGAAGAGACGGUGGCCUCGACGAGCUCAACAUCAAGCACCUCGAGCACCUCUAGCACCAGCUCAAGCAGCUCAAGCAGUUCGACCAGUUCGACAAGCUCGACAUCGAGCACGACGAGCACAAGCUCGACCAGUUCGACCAGCUCAACCUCGAGCACAAGCUCGACUAGUUCGACCAGCUCGACUUCGAGCACCUCGAGCACAAGCUCGACUAGUUCGACAAGUUCGACUAGCUCGACAAGCUCGACAUCGAGCACAAGCUCGACUAGUUCGACCAGCUCGACUUCGAGCACCUCGAGCACAAGCUCGACUAGUUCGACAAGUUCGACUAGCUCGACCAGCUCGACCUCGAGCACAACGUCGACCAGCUCGACGAGCUCGACGUCUAGCACUACUUCGACGAGCUCCACCUCGAGUACGUCAUCGACCUCGAGCACGUCAUCGACCUCGAGCACAUCAUCGAGCACCAGCUCGACGAGCUCCACCAGCUCGACCAGCUCCACCAGCUCGACCAGCUCGACCUCGAGCACAACGUCUACUAGCUCGACGAGCUCGACCUCGAGCACUACUUCGACGAGCUCCACCUCGAGCACGUCGUCGACAUCGAGCACGUCAUCAACCUCGAGCACCUCUAGCACGAGGUCGACGAGCUCGCGACCAGCUGACUACCAGCUCUACCAGCUCGACGAGCUCCACCAGCUCCACCAGCUCCACCAGCUCCACCAGCUCCACCAGCUCAACGGAAAGUACGUCAUCUACCUCGUCUACAUCAAGUACAUCGAGUACAAGCGAUCUUAUCUUUCGCAGUUGCACACCGCCCAUCGAGUACGGCGUAUCGGCGCUCGGCAUUACCUUGCCCGACGGUGA